Molecule: messenger RNA, 1089 nt
Organism: Enhydra lutris kenyoni (northern sea otter)
Lineage: Eukaryota; Metazoa; Chordata; Mammalia; Carnivora; Mustelidae
Product: angiotensin II receptor type 2
Exons: 1
Coding region: 1-1089 (362 amino acids)
Biological process (GO): G protein-coupled receptor signaling pathway; inflammatory response; blood vessel diameter maintenance
Cellular component (GO): membrane
Molecular function (GO): angiotensin type II receptor activity
Source: RefSeq, a predicted model, not a curated record
AUGAAGAACAACGUCACCCUUGCCACCAUCAGCAAAAACAUUACCAACAGCCUUCACUUCGGACUCGUGAACUUCAUCGGCAAUGAGUCGACCUUUAACUGUUCGCACAAGCCGUCAGAUAAGCAUUUAGAUGCAAUUCCUAUCCUCUACUAUAUUAUUUUUGUGAUUGGAUUUCUUGUCAAUACUAUUGUGGUUACGCUGUUCUGUUGUCAAAAGGGUCCCAAAAAGGUGUCCAGCAUUUACAUCUUCAACCUGGCUGUGGCUGACUUGCUGCUGUUGGCCACUCUUCCUCUCUGGGCCACCUAUUACUCUUACAGAUAUGACUGGCUCUUUGGACCUGUGAUGUGCAAAGUGUUUGGUUCUUUCCUGACCCUGAACAUGUUUGCAAGCAUUUUUUUUAUCACCUGCAUGAGCGUUGAUAGGUACCAGUCUGUCAUCUAUCCCUUUCUGUCUCAGAGAAGAAAUCCCUGGCAAGCGUCUUAUAUUGUUCCCCUUGUUUGGUGUAUGGCCUGUCUGUCCUCAUUGCCAACAUUCUAUUUCCGAGAUGUCCGAACCAUUGAGUAUUUGGGAGUGAAUGCCUGCAUUAUGGCCUUCCCCCCCGAGAAAUAUGCCCAAUGGUCAGCUGGGAUUGCCUUAAUGAAAAAUAUCCUUGGUUUUAUUAUCCCUUUAAUAUUCAUAGCCACAUGCUAUUUCGGAAUCAGAAAACACUUACUGAAGACCAAUAGCUAUGGGAAGAACAGAAUAACUCGUGACCAGGUCCUGAAGAUGGCAGCUGCUGUUGUCCUCGCGUUCAUCAUCUGUUGGCUCCCCUUCCACGUUCUGACCUUCCUGGAUGCUCUGGCCUGGAUGGGUGUCAUUAAUAGCUGUGAAGUUAUAGCAGUCAUUGACCUGGCACUUCCUUUUGCCAUCCUCCUGGGAUUCACCAACAGCUGCAUUAAUCCCUUUCUGUAUUGUUUUGUUGGUAACCGGUUCCAACAGAAGCUCCGCCGUGUGUUUAGGGUUCCAAUUACUUGGCUCCAAGGCAAGCGAGAGAGUGUGUCGUGCCGAAAAAACAGCUCCCUUAGAGAAAUGGAGACCUUUGUGUCUUAA